Molecule: messenger RNA, 1415 nt
Organism: Zingiber officinale
Lineage: Eukaryota; Viridiplantae; Streptophyta; Magnoliopsida; Zingiberales; Zingiberaceae
Product: wall-associated receptor kinase-like 15
Exons: 3
Coding region: 224-1234 (336 amino acids)
Molecular function (GO): polysaccharide binding
Source: RefSeq, a predicted model, not a curated record
UGAAGACAAAACUACUGCUUUGCAUGGAAGGUGAGGAUGAAGGUGAAGGUGAAGGUGAAGGAACCGAAAGCUACAAGGAAAAAGGCGAGUAAAGAGAAGGAUUAAAGUGAGCUACAAAACCCUCUUUAAUUUAUUCUCCUCCUUUGGCCUUUGCCCUCUUAAGUAACAAUCCUCCAUCAACAACGCCACUGCGUGCAGUCUGUAAUUCAUCCUUUCCUUCACCAUGAUUGACUCCAUCUUCUUCUUCUUCCUCGCACUCCCAACGCCAUUCCUUUCCAUCCUCCUCUUCUCCAUAAUUACUCACCGCUCCUCCGCCCUAUCCAGCCUAUGCCGCACCGACUGCGGCGACAUCCCCAUCCGCUACCCCCUCGCCAUCGACGACGGCUGCGGCAGCCCUUACUACCGCAACAUGCUAAUCUGCACCAACGCCUCCCGCCUCUUCCUCCGCACUCCCUCCGGCACUUACCCCGUCGCCUCCGUCGAUUACUCCGACCCCCACCUCGUAGUCACCGACCCCUCCAUGUGGAGCUGUAACUUCGCCACUGUCGCCCAACCCCUGCGGCGGCCGGCCAACCCUUUUAGCCUCGACACCAGCACCCGCUUCUCCCUCUCGCCCAAGAACGACUACCUCUUCUUCGACUGCAACAUGGACGAGGUCAUCGUGGAGCCCAAGCCCCCCUUCUGCGAGCGCUUCCCCGAUCGCUGCGACUCAGCCUGCGACAGCGCCGGCUACCUGUGCCGCAACCUGCCCGAUUGCCCCGACGCCGACCGGCGGAGCGGCUGCUGCUCCUACUUCCCAAAGGCGUCGGACUCGCUGCGGCUCAUGCUGCGGCACUGCGCCACGUACACGAGCGUGUACUGGCGGACGGUGGGGGAGAACUUCCCGCCGUAUGACCAGGUGCCGGAGUACGGCAUCCGGGUGGACUUCCAGAUCCCGGUGACUACGAGGUGCCUCCAGUGUCAGGACGUGAGGAAGGGUGCCGGCGGGACAUGCGGGUUCGACACUGCGUCAAGGAGCUUUCUUUGUCUCUGUGACGAAGGCAACGCAACCACGCACUGCGCAGAUGGUACCUACACAAGACACGGAGCAUCAGGUGCGGUUAUUGCAGGUACUACUGCUGUUUCAGUUGCUGGUGCAGUAGGCAUUGGCUGUCUGAUCUGGUAUUUGAGGAAAAUACGUAAAAGAAGUGUGGUGACUUGCGGUGUCCAGAGCAAUGAUAACCGUUGGUUUUGAAUUCUUUGUUGUGUGAUUCUCUUCUUGGAUUUACAUAUAUGUUUAUGUCAGAUUCAUAAUUUAGCACGUGUUGUUCUUUAAAGCACUGUUUGAGUACCUAAUUGCUAAUAAUUUUGCGCAGGUUUCAGAUUGUCAGUAGCCUUGUCGAAUGUUUCUGAUAAAUAAAAAUCUUGAAUUAAAA